CUCCGGAAAUUACAUUUCACUAAUAGCCACGCCCUUGGGCGAGAAGUAACUCUCACGACCCUUUGCGGAAAUCUCUCGUCAUGAAUUCUCAAGCCCUUCGAUUGCUCUGCCGGUCCAGGCCAAGCAUGGCAUCAAAAUCCCUCUUCCUAUUCCCCUCGCCCAGUCCAACCUGCAGAUUGUUCUCUAUGACAUCGAGGAGAAAUGUAAGAACUACUGAGAUGUCAGAUGAGCAGUUGGCUGCUGUGAAAAUUAAUAGGGAGCGGUUGUGGAAGGAUCUUCAUUCGACGUGCGAGUGGGGAAAAGGGGAGAGAUGGGGAGAUGGACCAACAGACAUUGGAAUGUCACGUUUGACAUUAAGUGAUGCAGAUAAGCAAGUGCGAGAUUGGUUCGUGGAGACGACCAAAUCUCUUGGUUGCGAUGUAAACAUAGAUGCUAUGGGAAACAUAUUUGCUGUCAGGCCGGGAAAGAGGGGAGGGCCACCAACUUAUGCUGGGUCUCAUAUGGAUACACAACCUACCGGAGGGAGAUAUGAUGGAAUUCUUGGAGUUCACGCUGGUAUCGAAGUCCUAAAGACCAUGAACGAUCUGGACAUCAAAACAGAGUACGAUACUGGAGUAAUAAACUGGACGAACGAGGAAGGGGCGCGUUUUCCGAUCUCUAUGGUGUCAUCUGGCGUCUGGGCGGGCGCCUAUACCCUAGAAAAGGCUCACAAUGUCGUGGAAGUUGGAGGAGGCAAAGCAACGCAAAAGUCUGAGUUGGAAAAAAUUGGAUAUCUUGGUCCUCUUGAAGCAAGCUACAAAGCAAAUCCUAUAGGAGCUCACUUUGAGCUUCAUAUCGAGCAAGGCCCAAUCCUUGAGAGCUCUGGUGGGAAGAUUGGGGCUGUGGACGGUGCUCAGGCUUAUAAAUGGUUCACUAUCACUGUGAAGGGGAAGGAUUGUCAUACGGGGACGACGGAUUUUGAGAAUCGUUCGGAUGCUAUGCUCGCAGCAGCGAAGCUCAUCCUACAUAGUCACAACAAGGCUACGGAAUAUGGAUGUCUUGCAUCCACGGGAAUAUUGACAUUGAGGCCUGGAUCAACGAAUACUGUCCCCGGUUGGGUCCAGUUUUCGUUAGACAUCAGGUCGAAGGAAGACGCCAUAGUCUCGAAACUUGAGGAAUCGUUGAAGGAGGACUUCCAACGGAUCGCGAGUGGAAAGGAUAUUGGUGGCGUUAAUGCUCAAGGGACCAAGGGAAGGGGCUGUAGUGUGGAGUGGCAAUUCGACACCGAUUCUCCAGCAACCAAGUUCCACGAAGACUGUAUUAAGUGCGUUGAAGCAAGUGCUAGGGAUAUGUUGGGAACGAAUGCAGGGUCACAGGUCAAAAGAAUGACAUCGGGAGCUGGACACGACAGCGUUUAUACAUCUAGACACGCCCCGACCUCGAUGAUCUUCGUACCAUGUAGAGAAGGAAUCUCCCACAACCCGGCUGAAUAUUGUAGUCCAGAGGAUUGCGGAAAUGGUGCACAGACUUUGCUUGGAGCAAUGCUGCGAUACGACCGGCUGAGAGCAGAGAAAGGUGCAUAAUUGAAACAACAUCACCCAUUGGAAAUAGAUAUGCUAGAGAUAACAGCAUCUGCACUUCUUUCAAGAGAACCCCUCUAUCAAUUCGCCUAUCGAUUUGUGACACAAUGCUCGCAAAAACUGCCCUUUCUCCCUCGCCCGAUUCUUCCUCAGUACAAUCCUAAAGCAUCUACUGAUCCAGUCUCGUGGGAAAUGUUCCGUUGCUGCGCUGAUCAUCCCAUCUCUCACACCAGGCACUUGGACACAAGGAUCGAUAAGCCAAGAAGAAUUGACGGCAAGGUGCGAAGUCCUCGCCCUUGGCUAGGAUGCACUUGUGGUAAUCGACAUAGUU
Hyaloscypha bicolor E is the source of this 1890-nucleotide messenger RNA. RefSeq names its product Zn-dependent exopeptidase. Gene Ontology annotation, molecular function: hydrolase activity, acting on carbon-nitrogen (but not peptide) bonds, in linear amidines. The record is from RefSeq and is a predicted model, not a curated record. The transcript is spliced from 9 exons. Bases 126 to 1562 code for a protein of 478 amino acids. Lineage: Eukaryota; Fungi; Ascomycota; Leotiomycetes; Helotiales; Hyaloscyphaceae.